Messenger RNA from Cornus florida, 1112 nucleotides. RefSeq lists its product as uncharacterized. Gene Ontology annotation, biological process: translation. The coding region runs from base 478 to 795 and encodes 105 amino acids. Gene Ontology annotation, molecular function: structural constituent of ribosome. The record is from RefSeq and is a predicted model, not a curated record. Gene Ontology annotation, cellular component: ribosome. The transcript has 4 exons. Lineage: Eukaryota; Viridiplantae; Streptophyta; Magnoliopsida; Cornales; Cornaceae.
ACUCGACGGUAGACAACAAUACUACAGUGGCAACUUUGCAUCUGUAAUUUCUGAUCACAGCACACAGCCGUCAACAGCUCCCAAGUCGUAGCCGAUCAAACAGAAACAAUUCAAUCUGGUGAAGAAUGCCUUGGGGCCCUACAUGGAGAGCCAACAUAGAGAGAUUGUCAAAAGAAUUUAGGAGAUGGCACCAUCUUUUAGCUGAGUGAUAUCUUUUACCACUCUCAAAGGGGAAGGUGCAGGGUUCAAGUUUCGGAAAAGUACCCUCAAAUGGUUCACAGAGAUGCAUUUUUUUCUUUUUAGCUAUUUUUUAAUAUCUUUCUUUAUUAUUAUUAUUAUUUUAAAAAAAAAUUAAUUGGAUGUCUUCUUAAUAGAAAGGGAAGCUAUGAUCGUGGCCUUAGUUCCGAUCUGCCGAUUGUAGGGAAUUUCUUAAUUGAGUUGUAUACUCUAUUCAAUAAUUGGAGGAUAUUUGGCCAUAUGACUUCCAUGAAGGUGAGAUCAUCUGUGAAGAAGAUGUGUGAGUUUUGUAGGACAGUCAAACGUCGUGGGCGAGUAUACAUAUAUUGUUCAUCUAACCCCAAGCACAAGCAAAGACAGGGAAUGUCAACAUUUGCAUAUGAAGGGCUACCACCUCCCCAGUUCUUGGAGGCAAGUGAAAAGCAGGAGACUUCCGUCAAUCGCGGGUUCCAUGGUGCUCUGCCUGCUGUUUUACCCGGCAAGAAUGUACCCUCUAUGAUAUAUGGGUGGAGAGCAAGUUUGGCAUCUUUGCUGUUCAAACAAGGCAAUAAGCAGUAGAAGAUACAGCUGGGGAACUGUUAGUUGAUGUUAUAACAUGCAGUUCCUAUUUUAGGCCUCCUUGGAUUGCAUUUUGGUUGUUACUAGUUCUUUUGUACUGAUUGUUCUAUGUUUUUUUUCCCCGACUCUCUUAUGUUAACAUGCCUCUACGAAAAAGAAAACACCGGAAACAACUUGGGCAUCCUGCUGGUGCUCAUGAAAUAUCAGGAAUUUUGGAUUGUGCAAAACCCGUUUUUCUUUUAUCUUCUUGUAAAUGAGAGAAAUUAUGAUUCUGGAAUUUAAUCCUUCUUAUCGCAAACUAUUAUAUUUCAACAGAA